ACCUUACAGAGUCUCUUAGACAUUCCCACUCUCAGACUACCUUAACCUCACAUUUCAACGUGUUUGUUGUGUAUGUAUUUUAAAAAACUUUUUUAUUAAUAAAAAUAAGUGAAUAUGAGCGAUUCUGAAAAUAAAGAUUCUUUUGAGGAAUCAGACGUAAAAAUGGAGCAAGAUGACAUAAAACCUUCCACCAGCGGAGAAGUAUUGUUUCCCCUAGAAGCCAAGUUUUCAAAUAUCAAAAAUAAACAUGUCAGGACACAGCAGUUUCAAAAGGCAAAAAGGGAACUUAAAAAGGCCAAAAAAGAAGCAAAAAAGAUUAGAGAGAGGGAAGGAGCUCCUAAAAAAAUUCCUCAUACAAUUGAUAGCUUAAGAGUAAAGGAUGAAACAACUAUUACAAAUAUAGAGGAUGAAGAAAAUGAACUUAUAAAGGAUGAUCUGGAAAAGGAUGAAUUUAGUGAUUAUUACAAAAAUUCGUAUGAACCAAAAGUCCUCAUAACCUAUGCUGAUAACCCAAUGAGGAAAACUAGAAUAUUUGGAAGAGAACUAACCAGAAUUAUUCCAAAUUCAAUAUCAUUAUACAGGAACCGUUCAGGGGUAAAGAAAAUUGUUAAAAGAGCCAUUGAGAAAGAAUAUACAGAUGUCUUAGUUAUAAACGAAAAUAGAAAAGAACCAGACGGUCUCCUUGUCAUACAUCUUCCAAAUGGGCCAACAGCACAUUUUAAAGUCAGCAACGUUAGAAUAACGACGGAACUACGUAGAAACCAUAAAGAUAUUACAACACACAGGCCAGAAGUAGUCUUGAACAAUUUUACGACUCGCCUAGGAUUAACGGUUGGCCGAAUGCUUGGUGCUUUAUUUCAUUACGAACCAGAAUUUGUGGGACAAAGAUGUGUUACCUUCCACAACCAGAGAGACUUUGUGUUUUUUAGACAUUAUAGGUAUGGCUUUGACUCUGAAGGGAAAAAAGCAAAGUUAAGAGAACUAGGACCCAGGUUUACUUUAAAAUUACGAUCAUUGCAAAGGGGCACUUUUGAUAGCAAAUAUGGUCAAUAUGAAUGGAUUAAGGACGGUAGGAGGCACGACAUGGAAACUAGUAGGAGGAAGUUUGAUUUGUAGAAGUUUUUUUGUUAAUGAAGGACGCUAGCUAUUGAAUUAAUAAUUAUUAGGAUUAAUGAAAUAUUACACACUUCAACUAUUAUUAGAGUCAAAGGCGCUUCAUUAUUAUAAGGAAAAAACAUUGGUCACAAAGCUAAAUUAAAACUGCCUUAAUCUAUA
Anthonomus grandis grandis is the source of this 1275-nucleotide messenger RNA. Its product is annotated as probable ribosome production factor 1. Gene Ontology annotation, biological process: maturation of LSU-rRNA; maturation of 5.8S rRNA. Gene Ontology annotation, cellular component: preribosome, large subunit precursor; nucleolus. Lineage: Eukaryota; Metazoa; Arthropoda; Insecta; Coleoptera; Curculionidae. Bases 115 to 1116 code for a protein of 333 amino acids. Gene Ontology annotation, molecular function: rRNA primary transcript binding. The transcript is spliced from 4 exons. The record is from RefSeq and is a predicted model, not a curated record.